Penicillium vulpinum is the source of this 519-nucleotide messenger RNA. RefSeq names its product high-affinity Cu transporter CTR3. Gene Ontology annotation, cellular component: membrane. Gene Ontology annotation, biological process: copper ion transmembrane transport. Bases 1 to 519 code for a protein of 172 amino acids. The record is from RefSeq and is a predicted model, not a curated record. Gene Ontology annotation, molecular function: copper ion transmembrane transporter activity. The transcript has 2 exons. NCBI's taxonomy places the organism in Eukaryota, Fungi, Ascomycota, Eurotiomycetes, Eurotiales, Aspergillaceae.
AUGGAGGGCAUGGAUCACAGCAGCAGCGAGACAAGCUGUAAGGUCUCGAUGCUGUUCAAUUUUCACACCAUCGAUGCUUGUUUCUUGUCCACAGGAUGGCAGAUCAAAAAUAAUGGCAUGUUUGCUGCGACCUGCAUUGGCGCAAUUCUGCUCGCUGUGUUGGUCGAGUUCUUUCGGCGCAUUGGUCGGGAAUAUGACAAUUUCCUGACCCGCCAAUUUCAGCGCCAAGCCGCACACGGCAUCUUUGCCAAGAAAUGUGAAUCUGGCAGAACGGCAGUGACAUUUCGCGCGACGCCAUUGCAGCAGUUGACGAGGUCUGUCAUUCAUGCUGUCACCUUUGCAGGGGCAUAUAUCAUUAUGUUGUUGGCUAUGUAUUUCAAUGUCUACGUGAUUAUUUGCAUCUUUAUCGGUGCGGGGCUGGGCAAGUUCUUAUGUGAUUGGAUGGUUGUCACAGUCGGGAUAGACGAUGUGCAGGAUGAAACACGGAAAUUGGAGGAGACAACAAUAUGUUGUGAUUAA